Molecule: messenger RNA, 2192 nt
Organism: Clupea harengus (Atlantic herring)
Lineage: Eukaryota; Metazoa; Chordata; Actinopteri; Clupeiformes; Clupeidae
Gene: cpeb1b
Product: cytoplasmic polyadenylation element binding protein 1b
Biological process (GO): negative regulation of cytoplasmic translation
Cellular component (GO): nucleus; synapse; neuron projection
Molecular function (GO): translation factor activity, RNA binding; mRNA 3'-UTR binding; ribosome binding
Source: RefSeq, a predicted model, not a curated record
CAACAGCUCUGACGACACGAGGGAGCGCACCUUUUCCUAAUCAUGAAGGCUAAUUUCAAAGGGCUGAAGAGGGCAUAAGUAAACCUCAGUUAGCUGUUAACGGUUAUGCUCGAAAAAGUCUGACAAGUUUGACAAUUCUACAAUGGCAUUUUCUAUGAGAGACGAACCUAGCAUCCAUAACAGAUGGGAGCCUGAGGCCCCUGCUUUAUCUUCAUGCAGUAAUGCCAAUAUUUUCCGCAGAAUGAAUAGCAUGCUGGGCAACUCUUUGGACCUUACUGGCGUGUGCAGCACACCCGGUGGCAGGGGAAGGCGAGACCCUCUGUUUGACCGGCAGGACUCUGACUUCUCUGCUGCGGCGAGCAGGAUGCUUUUCCCAAACGCCACACAGGAACCCCCGCGGGGGCUGCCCAACAUCAAUGACCUGGGCCUAGGCCUGCAGUCUCUCAGCCUGUCUGGGUGGGACCGCCCAUGGAGCAACCAGGAGAGCGAGCCGGUGCCCCAAGCAAACUCCUCCUCCAUGUUAGGAAUGCUUGGAAGUCCCCUAAGCCAGCUCCGCCACAAACCCAUGGGCUUUCCUUCCAAUGAGGCAAUGGCGGGUGCUGACUUCCUGGAUAAGUUUCCCGGCAUGGUCCGAAUGAACCCACGGCUGGACUCCCGCUCCUUCCUGGACUCUCGCUCCAGCAGCCCGGUGGACUCUGAGACCAGCGGCUUCAGCUCCAGCUCUGACCACCUCUCUGACCUCCUGUCAUCCCUGAGGAUCUCUCCUCCGCUGAACUUUGUGAUGUCCAAUAUGCAAAAAGAUCAUCUGAAGCUGGCUCUGGGUCAAAGGCUGGACCACGACAACUCUCCUCUCACCCCUCCUCCCAGUGCCACGCCAGCUAAUGCUCUGGCCAAACGCUGGCCCGGGGCAUCAGUGUGGCCUAACUUGGACCUCAUGGAUGCUCCAGAUGAGACAUUUAGUAUUGAACGGGAGGCCAGGCUCCAUAGACAAGCUGCUGCUGUGAAUGAGGCCACUUUUACCUGGAGCGGACAACUGCCACCUAGAAACUACAAGAAUCCAAUGUAUUCCUGCAAAGUCUUUUUGGGAGGUGUACCAUGGGAUAUUACUGAGGCUGGACUGAACAACACAUUCAGUAGCUUUGGCCCUCUGACUGUGGAAUGGCCUGGUAAGGAUGGCAAGCAUCCACGCUGCCCUCCCAAAGGUAAUAUGCCAAAAGGGUAUGUCUACCUGGUGUUUGAGUCGGAGAGGUCUGUGCGUAGCCUGCUUCAAGCCUGCACCCAGGAUCUCCUCCACCCCGAUGACCUUAGCGAAUACUACUUUAAGAUGUCCAGCCGAAGGAUGCGCAGCAAGGAUGUGCAGGUAAUUCCAUGGGUGAUUUCUGACAGUAACUACGUGCGAUGCCCCUCCCAACGCCUGGACCCCAGUAAGACUGUUUUUGUGGGUGCUCUGCAUGGCAUGCUUAAUGCUGAAGCUCUGGCCAGUAUCAUGAAUGACCUGUUUGGAGGAGUUAUGUAUGCGGGGAUCGACACAGACAAGCACAAAUACCCCAUUGGAUCUGGUCGUGUCACCUUCAGUAACCAGCGUAGCUAUUUGAAGGCGGUCAGUGCUGCGUUUGUGGAGAUUAAAACCCCAAAGUUUACCAAGAAGGUUCAGAUUGACCCAUAUUUGGAGGACUCAAUGUGCCAACUGUGCAAUCGUCAAACUGGGCCUUUCUUCUGCAGAGACCAGAACUGCUUCAAGUACUUCUGCCGCUCCUGCUGGCACUGGCAACACUCGAUGGAUAUCCUGAGCAACCACCGGCCACUGAUGCGCAACCAGAAGAGCCGGGACUCCAGCUAAGCGUGGCAGCGGAAUGCUACUGGCGACAGUCCACAGCGCCACGCCUAUGGAGCAGAGCACGAGUGCUGGCUCCCCCCACGGGAACAGCACUCCACCAGGAUUGGGGGAUGGGAAUCCAACACUAGAAGGUUCACUAUUGCACUUGCUACUUUUUUGUGGAUUUUUUUUUUUUUUUUUUUUUGCUUGUUCACAAUGGCACUAUGCACAGUAUUUGAAAUUUUAAAGUUUCUACUUGUGAAAGAGUUAGAGCUUGUCUCCUUCAACACUGAAGUGAUGGGUUGAGGAGACCCUCAGGUCCCAUGCAUGGGAGUUGGGAGACCAUUCAGGCCAUGGUUCAGAAUUUUCUUUCUUU